Cordyceps militaris CM01 is the source of this 924-nucleotide messenger RNA. Its product is annotated as COX1 assembly protein Shy1, putative. Bases 1 to 924 code for a protein of 307 amino acids. The transcript has 4 exons. The record is from RefSeq and is a predicted model, not a curated record. Lineage: Eukaryota; Fungi; Ascomycota; Sordariomycetes; Hypocreales; Cordycipitaceae. Gene Ontology annotation, biological process: mitochondrial respiratory chain complex IV assembly. Gene Ontology annotation, cellular component: membrane; mitochondrion.
AUGAUUCCCAGCGCGCGCCCCUGCUGCGCCGCCGCGCGAUCCACGACGACAGCCCUCCCGCCGCGCAGCCGGUUCUUCUCGAGCACCGCCCGGCGGCGCGCUUCGAAGCAGCAACCGGCCGACGACCCCAACUUUGUGUCCACGAUUGAUCUCGAUCCGACCAUGAUCCGACCGGGCCGCAAGCACGGCCCUGGCCUCAUCAUCCUCGCCCUCAUCCCCAUCACAGCCUUUGCCCUCGGCACCUGGCAAGUCUACCGGCUGGGCUGGAAGACGGAGCUCCUCGCACGCUUCGAGGACCGCCUCGUGCGCGACCCGCUGCCGCUGCCGCCGCACAUCGACCCCUCGGCCGUGCACGACUUUGACUACCGCCGCGUCGUCGCCACCGGCCGCCUGCGGCACGACCAGGAGAUGCUCAUCGGGCCGCGCAUGCGCGACGGCCAGGACGGCUACAUGGUCGUGACGCCGCUCGAGCGCAAGGACGGCUCCACGAUUCUGGUCAACCGCGGAUGGAUCAGCAAGAAGCACCGGGCGCAGCGCACGCGGCCCAUGGGCCUGCCCGCCGGCGAGGUCACGGUCGAGGGCCUCUUGCGCGAGCCCUGGAAGAAGAACAUGUUCACGCCCGACAACAGGCCCGACAAGGGCGAGUAUUACUUCCCCGACGUCAAGCAGAUGGCGGAGCUGACGGGGGCGCAACCGGUGUGGGUGGAGGCGACGAUGGAGCCCGAGUAUAUCAAAAUGGUCGAGUACGAGACUCGCGGUAUUCCGUUUGGCCGACCGGCCGAGGUCAACCUGCGCAAUAAUCACGCCCAAUACAUCUUCACCUGGUAUGGACUCGCCGUGGCGACAUCCAUCAUGAUGUACAUGGUAAUGAAGAAACCCACAUCUGAUAUUGUCCGUCGUGUCCGUGCGACACGGACUCUGUAA